This is a messenger RNA of Theobroma umbraticum, 2054 nucleotides long. Its product is annotated as smr (Small MutS Related) domain-containing protein. The record is from RefSeq and is a predicted model, not a curated record. NCBI's taxonomy places the organism in Eukaryota, Viridiplantae, Streptophyta, Magnoliopsida, Malvales, Malvaceae.
GAAAAUUUUCUCUGUGUUUCCUCUCGGCUUCCUCUGUCUCUUUCUCUGGUCCGCCUUUUGGGAGACGAAUUCCGGGUUUUUGUCUCUAAGGAGAAGAGAAUUUCUUUAUGGAUAAGAGAUGCAGAAGCUGCGUUAUUGGAUUGGUGAUGGUAGAGAAACACAAUCAUCAGCGGCCUUCUGACUCUAAUGUCGACCGAUUCACGCCUUGGUUUCGCUUUUUUCAUCUCCCCAAAUAGUUCUUCUUUUCGUAUUGAUAAGAUUUCCAAGCCUACCAAUCCCGGUUAAAUUAAGGUAAAAUGUAACAAACAAAACUAUCAAUCAAACCCAGGCAUUGGCUAUCUGUUGUUUUUGAGGUGGAUUGAGAAGAGGAAGAGGACGAAAGGAGCUUGUCUUCAACAAAUUUUACUUGACCAAAAAUGAAUGUUACUGCCGGCUCCCCCUGUAAAAAGAUGUCCUCAACAAGAGGUAAAGGCGAAUCAUCAGGCUGGAGUGCCUUUGAUCUCAAGCAGCGGCAGAAACAAGGUCUGGUACCUGAAACUGAAGAUGACCCUUUCCCUCCGAUGCCAAAUAGUCUGCCGGCCAUCCGUCCCUGCAUAAACCUGGCAAAAAGUAAUGAUCUUUCAGCAAGGUCUUUCUCAUCUGUGCUUAAGCCCUCUGACAAUUUUCCUACUUCAAAACAGAAUAAGGAUUAUACAAAACCAAUAAACGUGGGCAAGCCUACUGAAAAUGAUGGAGAUAAGGUAGUUGACCGAAACAAUAAUAAUUUAGCUCUUAAAAGGCUUAAAGAGCUGCAUUGCUGGGCUGAGAAUAGUUUGAUUGAGGAUGUCUUGUUGGCUGCCGAUAAUAAUAUUCUUGAGGCCUCAGCUUUAUUGAAAGGAAUGAUGUCCAUCAGUGGCAUUGAGGAUAUCAAGGAAACUAAAAAUAAUGAAAUGAGCUCCACCAUUUCUGAUUUUCCAGGCAAUGUCAACUGUGACAGAGGUAUUUCAACAGUAAAGACUGCUAAGCUUGUUUGCCAGAGCUCUAAAGCUGAUGAAAGGGAAGACAAUCUUGACAAGUUGACAGAUAUGCAAGAGAAUAAACUCUUUGAUGGUGUCUCUAAUAUGAAGCUGAUUCUGGGGCAAUUGACAUCUAUACCUUUUGAGCCUGAGUGGGAAGAAGAUGAUGUAUACUUGAGCCAUCGAAAGGAUGCUGUAAGGAUGAUGAGGUCAGCAUCUCAACACUCUAGGGCAGCCACUAAUGCAUUUUUGAGGGGUGACCAUUUUUCUGCACAGCAGCACUCUCAAAAUGCUCGAGAAGAAUGGUUAACUGCUCAGAGACUUAAUGCUAAGGCAGCUAGUGAAAUUUUAAGAAUCAGAAAUAGCGACAAUGACUUGUGGAAGUUGGACUUGCAUGGUCUUCAUGCAGCAGAAGCUGUCCAAGCCUUGCAUGAACAUUUGAGACGGCUUGAGUCCCAGGUACCAGUGGGCCGCUCAGUUUCUCCUAACAGAUUUAAGGCAAAUAAUGGGAUUGUUCGUUCGUCAUCUGUUGAGACAUUUAGUUCUAUGGAUAAAUUGGAUAAGCAACAGACAUCAUCUAGGCAGAGGCCUACAUCGUUACAAGUCAUAACAGGUGUAGGCAAUCAUAGUCGUGGACAAGCUGCGCUCCCUGCAGCCGUGAGAAGCUUCCUCAUAGAAAAUGGAUAUCGCUUUGAUGAGGCAAGACCAGGGCUAAUUACUGUUAAACCCAAAUUCCGGCGUGGUUGAACAUUAUUCAAUAAAAUGUUGUUAUUUAUUAAUUUGAAGAACUUAGUCUUAAGCUGUUUGUUGGUGGAUAAUUAAAUGUUGGGAAGUCGCCAUUGGACUUCCUUUGGAUGUGACUCAUGUACCAUGUCAGCUGCUAUGACCUUUUUGCUUCAUUUGUAUCUUUGACCUAAGGUAUAAAUAUUUAGUCAAAACUCAAAGUUUACCCCAUGAGUAUUGGUUCGGUGGUCCUUAGUGGAUCUUGAUUAUUGACUCUUGUGUAGCAUUUGAUAAAAUUGUAUCCAACAAUAUUGAAAUUUGAAUCGAUUGUCUAAA